Messenger RNA from Chironomus riparius, 939 nucleotides. The record is from the annotation of a GenBank genome assembly. NCBI's taxonomy places the organism in Eukaryota, Metazoa, Arthropoda, Insecta, Diptera, Chironomidae.
AUGCAAGGACAAACGAAGAUACAGGAGAGGUUGAGAGGAAUACAAUCAUUAAUACACGAGAUAGAGGAAGCGCGAAAUCACUCUGAAACUGGUAUAAAUAAAUUGACUCAAAAUAAUAAUCCAAGCACAAUCAAACAAGCGAUGCAGGAUGCUGAAAAGGAGGAACGUCUUAUUCGUCAAGCUUUAUCUAAAAUAUACGAAAUUCAUAAUAUAAGAAAUGAAAGUCGCAUUCAUGCACGUAAUUCCGGUCAGAAAGAAAUGCUAAGGAAGGGACAAUUGAUGAAGAUGCUUCAAAUUUCAGCACAGACUUUGCCACUUUUUGUCAGCAAGCCAGGAGAAAAAGUUCCACAAUUAGUUGGAUGCAUCCCAGCGAAUGCAGAAUAUACAGGAAAAGCUGGAGACAUGGUCGCUGCAUUGACAAAAGUCGUUGAUAAAGGAAGUGACGAAGAGAACUGGAUCAUGGCUGAAGUUAUUAGCUACUCGCAUCACACACAAAAGUAUGAAGUACAUGACAUUGAUGAGGAACAAAAACCAAGGCACAUUCUGAGCAAACGUCGAGUUAUUCCACUGCCUUUAUAUCGUGCUAAUCCAGAAACUGACAUACAUGCUCUAUUCCCAAAAGGAACAGUCGUUAUGGCUCUAUAUCCUCAGACGACCUGCUUUUAUAAAGCAAUAAUUAAUGAUUUACCUGCGAAUGCAAAGCAAGACUAUGAAGUUUUGUUUGAGGACUCAACAUAUGCUAAUGGAUAUUCAGAUCCAAUGUAUGUACCUCAGAGAUUCGUCAUUUCAAUCAAGCAACGAAAAUCUUGACCACCAUCAACCGAGCGACAAUCAUCGCAAUUUGCUGGGAAGACCACUCGACCUAGCACCUUAGACGUAACAGAUUAAUAGUUGUAGAAAAGCUUAAGUUUAGAUCAAAAAAGUUUUAUUUUUUUAUAC